Messenger RNA from Myotis brandtii (Brandt's bat), 913 nucleotides. It is a transcript of the gene MRPS12, whose product is annotated as mitochondrial ribosomal protein S12. The coding region runs from base 140 to 559 and encodes 139 amino acids. Gene Ontology annotation, biological process: translation. Gene Ontology annotation, molecular function: structural constituent of ribosome. Gene Ontology annotation, cellular component: small ribosomal subunit; ribosome. Lineage: Eukaryota; Metazoa; Chordata; Mammalia; Chiroptera; Vespertilionidae. The record is from RefSeq and is a predicted model, not a curated record. The transcript is spliced from 3 exons.
GGACUCCAGGGGUCUCCAAACUUCCCCGGUUCUCGCCUGUCUCCCCUCUACUCUAGGGGGCGGGCGGGCCCCAAAGCCUGCCCAGGGCGAGCGUCAGAAGAAAUUCUUGAGUUUAACCAGGGACGCCGCGGACGGCGGGAUGUCGUGGUCCGGCCUUCUCCGGGGCCUCAGCAUGCCCCUGAGCUACAGCCUCGCCCUGGUCCCCCGGCUCUGGGCCACCCGCCCCAUGGCCACCCUGAAUCAGAUGCACCGUCGGGGGCCUCCGAAGUGGCCGCCUCCAAAGCUGGGUCCCACAGAAGGCCGGCCGCAGCUGAAGGGCGUGGUUCUACGCACAUUCAUCCGUAAACCCAAGAAGCCCAACUCAGCCAACCGCAAGUGCUGCCGCGUGCGGCUCAGCACAGGCCGAGAGGCCGUCUGCUUUAUCCCAGGAGAGGGCCACACCCUGCAGGAGCACCACGUUGUGCUUGUGCAAGGCGGACGCACCCAGGACCUGCCUGGUGUCAAGCUCAAGGUUGUGCGUGGCAAGUAUGACUGUGGCCAUGUGCAGAAGAAGAAGUGACCGCCAGGGGCACGGUGGGUGGGGUUUCCGUAGAACAAGAACCUUUGUCUGUGGGUUCCUGCAGUAUCCUUGGGAAGCUAGGCUAGUUCUAGAAGCAGCUGGCCCUGGUUCAAAUCCUGGCUCCUCUUCCAUCAGGACCACCAAUAGCCCAUAGGGGUCCUGGGUGUGAAUUAGAAAAGGUGCCCCUCUGCCGACAUCCUUGGUGUCCAUGUGUAGAGGUUGGUGCAAGAGGCUUCUGCUGGAACAGUACCCUAUUGCCAUCUGAUGAGAAGGGGUUGCAAUAAACACACACCGACUCUGGUUUGACGUGUACACCUUGACGUAUUCACCCUCUGUGUGGUCUUGGCAACUGAA